Molecule: messenger RNA, 3809 nt
Organism: Petromyzon marinus (sea lamprey)
Lineage: Eukaryota; Metazoa; Chordata; Hyperoartia; Petromyzontiformes; Petromyzontidae
Source: RefSeq, a predicted model, not a curated record
CAGCGACAUCAUCAUCAGCAGCGAUAUCAUCAGCAGCAGCAGCAUCAUCAGCGGCGGCGGCGACAUCGUCAGCGAUGAGCUCCGCCGGUGAUCUGAGCGCCGAGGCGGCGGCGGUGGCCGCGGCAUCGUCCCCGCGCCUCGAGCACCUCCUGAGCGCCGUGGAGCGCGAGUCCCGCGCGGGCAGCGAGAAGGGCGACCCCACGGAGCGCGAACUGCGCGUGGCGCUCGAGGAGCGCGACCUCUGGGAGAGGUUCAGCGAACUCACCAACGAGAUGAUCGUCACCAAGGCGGGCAGGCGAAUGUUCCCCGUGAUCAAGGCGUCCGUGUCGGGCCUCGACCCGAACGCCAUGUACUCCCUGCUGCUGGACUUCUGCGCCGCCGACGCCCACCGCUGGAAGUACGUGAACGGCGAGUGGGUGGCGGGCGGCAAGCCCGAGCCGCAGCCGCCCAGCUGCGUCUACAUCCACCCGGACUCGCCCAACUUCGGGGCGCACUGGAUGCGCGCGCCCGUCUCCUUCUGCAAGGUCAAGCUCUCCAACAAGAUGAACGGCAGCGGGCAGAUAAUGCUCAACUCGCUCCACAAGUACCAGCCCCGCAUCCACAUCGUGCGCGUCGGCGGCGCCCAACGCCUCGUCACGAGCCACGCGUUCCCCGAGACACGCUUCAUCGCCGUCACCGCCUACCAGAACGAGGAGGUCACUUCGUUGAAAAUCCUGCACAACCCAUUCGCCAAGGGAAUUCUGGACGCGAAGGAAAGAAGCCACACCAUGAAGGACUCGAACGUGAGCGACUGUCCACAGAGUCCGUACUCACACGCGAGCCACGGCUGGUGGAUGGGGAAGCCUCAGCCACAGCCGAUGUCGCUGGCCCAGGGCACCGCAACGCCGCUGGGCUGCGAGCGUCUCUCCGGCCUGCACUCCCACCGCGUGGCGCCGUACCCCAGCCGCGUGCCAACACAGCACGCACUGCACCACGGCUCCGCAAUGCUUGGCGAGGAUGAGAGCUGGGCCGGCCUGCAGGCGCCCAACGCCAUCGCGCACUCGCACGGCCAGUACCCCAGCCUGUGGUCCGUGAGCAACAGCAGCCUCUCCCCGGCACAGCAGCAGCAGCAGCAGUCCGGCCCCACCGCAGGCCUCCCCGUGCCGUUCUUCCGCGGCGGCGGCGGCGGCGCCUCCUCGUCCUCGUCCCCGUACGGGUCGAGCCACGGAGGGGGCCCCCCUGCCGUGUCGCCCUACGACAGCGUCGGCCACCACCACCACCACCACCACGGCUCCGAGCUGGCGGGGACCGGCCACCCCCUCUCCUCCUGCUCCGCCGUCAUCCCCGUCUCGUCGGGCCCCGCAGACUCGCUGUACGAUCAGACGGCCCCCUUCACCUGGGCCAUGCUGGCCACACAGGGGAUGUAGCGGCCCUGGCGUGCGGAGCGGAGCGAUGGCGCGGCGGGGUGGGGGGAGAUGAGGUCGCGGGCGCCCUCCGAUCGUCGCCCGGAGUCGUCGGAGUUGUUCCGCCCGAGGGAGCGGCGAGGCGGCGCCGUGAACGCGAGCGGUGAAGGGGGCAAAAGGGGCCGAGUGGGCGAUCGCGGACGAGGAGCAGCGCACGGCCCAACCGGGGGUGUUGGGGGGGGGGGGUGGGGGUGGGCCACUCUCCCCAACCGCACGAGCGGAACAAACACUCGGCCUGCCCUCAGGCCAAAGCAAACCAGGCAUGCCAGAUCUCAGCAGCAGCAGCAGCACCGGGAGCGGGACACGUGAGCAAACUCCGGCCCUGCUCCUGCCCGGGCCAUAGUCACGCGAAUCGACCAGACUGUGGCCAGAGGCCUCAACGCUGGCCGCGCCCAGCCAACUGGACUCCAGGAGCGAGCCCUAGACCGCACAGGAGCCAACCAGGGCCUUAACCCGCUCUGGCGCUUGAGCCAGAGGCUCCUGGUCACCGUCUGUUGUUGCGUUUCCACUUUUGCGGGGAGUGGCUGCGCCGCGCCUUCCCGUCGACGGUCCGGAGCCAGUGGCGGGAAUUUCACACCCGGCAGCAUUUGGCGGUGGAUUUUAUUUUUUUGGUCGAUCGAUGAAACUUUUUCUUUUUAAGCCGCCGAACUAUUGAUUAACGGUGAAGUUGAAAUUAAACGUUCGAUGCUACGUUGUCGUACUUAAUUUGAUAUAUAUGUAUUAGAACAAAUGUGUGUUACGUGAGAGAGUAACCCUGCCUCGGGUGAGCGAUGGGGGUGGCCUUCGUUUUUCCAUCGGUGGCUCUGAGCCAGUGCGAGAAAUUCCACAUUCCCUUGGGGGUGGGAGCCAGUCUCUCCAUAGGACAGGUUUUCAGAAAAAUAACGGUGCUCAUUUUAUCGACCCCUAAGGGGUGAUGGGCUCAUGUGUCACCACACCAGGGAUUUCAAACUCACAACGUCCUGCCAGACGGAGGUGCCACUCGGCCAUAUUAGAUUACGGAUCAGAACCACGCCUUACAAGUUUACGCAACAAACAUCAUGUGUUUUCGCAUGUUUCCACAGUGCUGCAAUGUCACCUGAUUGCCUGAUUACCGUUAUAAAUAAUUUAUUUAAAAAUUAACACAUGUCAGGGUUGAUUUGGGGUGGCCAAUGAGGGUACAUGACAAGUCGUGGAUUAUUUACCAUGACUGUGCAGUAUUUUUAAGUGCAGUCAACCUCCUCGUGCGCCUGGGGUUUCUCCUGUCUUCUCCGGUUUCCUUUCCACGUGAAGCCAAAAAUAUUUUGUUUAUUUGUUUUUUACCAGGUAAGGUCCCACUGAACUAUGUAGCUCUUUUUGUCAGCAGCGACCUCGCCAUCACAAAUGAUGGCUCAACGCAGCGGCUUAUCAUCGCGUCGGAAUCUAUCGCAGCCAAAAACUCCGAACGCACGCUGAUUUCUGAAUGUGGAGGGGAAAUUCGAAGGGCCCAGAGAAAAAUCCACGCGACCACGGGGAGAGAGACGCGCAAACUCAAAAUAUACAGCAGUAGGCGUCAAUGCUCGUUCAGCGGAAUUGACCAAACUUCGCAAUGCAGCAGCGCCCUCUUGAAAGUGAAUCUGAAGACUCCAAAUUGAUUUCCUGGAUAAUGGGCAUUAGUAUUUUUGUUCGUAAUUAUUAUUUGAUUUCAUCUUAGAAAUGAUCGACUAUCACGACGCUCAGAGAGCAUCGUGGCAUUGUGUCGCGACUUAUCAACAACCCUUGCUGCCGCUGCUGCUGCUGUCCACGGAUGUACUGUCACCAAAGUUCUCAUUUUCCAAUUGAAUUUGUUUUUGGGUAUUUUUUUUUGUUUUACCAUUUGCAAAUUGUACGAAGUUUGAUCUUAAAAAUAAUCCUAAUUUGGUGUAUGCUAAGUGAUGGUGUAAUCUUAAGACACACCGCAAAUGUGUUCGUAAUGUUGGAUGACAGGUUGUCUGACGGUGGUAAUGCGAAACAGCGACACACGAUUGCCCUAACGUCGGGUACAGGAUUCUCACUGAGAACUCUUGGACCCUGGCGAGGCACUGCUGCUGAUUUAAUAGUUCCAGUUUGUUUAUUGUAAUAAUUGCUCGUGCAACCGGCGAGAGGAAUGAUGCCACACUCCACUCCCCAAGAGGUGUGCGUUCACAAUCUGUGCAAAUACGUCUCUCUUUUUUUUAAAGAAGAAUAUAUUUUGUAAAUGGUUUCUAAAAUGACUUUGUUAUUGUUGUUGUUUCGAAUAGUCUGAGCGGUAGUCACCACACCAACAGACACACACAUUAAAGCUGUAAGAUGUGUUUCGAAUUGCAAUAUUGACUUGUAAUGUGAAAGUUAUUGUCGCUGCGUUUAAUUUAAAUAAAAUGAAUGAAUUUGGUU